GUUCAGUUCUAUUCUCUUUAAAAAAAUCUCUCUCUCUACACUCUUCUUCACUCUCCUGCUGCUUUUUUUUUAAAUUUCUGAUCCUUCUGUUUCCCGAAUAGACGUGAUCAAUCUCAAACCCUAGUUUCCGAUCAACGGAAGUGGAGAAAUGCUAGAUCACAGCGAGGAGGAAUAUUCGGAAACAAUGAAGAGAAGAGCUGGUGAUGCGAUCGAACAGAACAGGACUUGUAGUAACGAGAAGAAGACUUGCGCCGAUUGUGGUACGAGCAAAACUCCUCUUUGGCGUGGUGGUCCCGCCGGUCCAAAGUCGCUUUGUAACGCGUGUGGGAUCAGAAACAGGAAGAAACGACGAGGAGCAGAAGACAAGAAGCAGAAGAAAACAAACUCCGGCGGCGGCGGCGGCGGCGGCGGCGAUGUGAAAAGAAGCCCUAAAUUUGGUGAAUCAAUGAAACAGAGGAUAAUGGAUUUGGGGAUGACGAAGCGAUCGACGGUGGAGAAGCAGCUACGGAAGCUCGGGGAGGAAGAGCAAGCGGCGGUGCUUCUCAUGGCUCUCUCUUAUGGAUCAGUGUACGCUUAGGUGGUUUCUAGAUCCCACCAUUGAAGACGGUGGUGAUUUUUGAUAAUAACAAAAAUAUUAGGGUUUUUUUAAUGAAAUUCAGAGAGUAAAGGUGGUCAUUAACAAAAUGUGUAAUUUCUUUUUUUUUUUUGUUGAAAUUGUUUGCCUUUGUGUUCUUUUUUUUU
Molecule: messenger RNA, 741 nt
Organism: Brassica oleracea var. oleracea
Lineage: Eukaryota; Viridiplantae; Streptophyta; Magnoliopsida; Brassicales; Brassicaceae
Product: GATA transcription factor 16-like
Exons: 3
Coding region: 149-577 (142 amino acids)
Biological process (GO): regulation of DNA-templated transcription
Molecular function (GO): sequence-specific DNA binding; zinc ion binding
Source: RefSeq, a predicted model, not a curated record